AUGCCUGCUGCAGCUAUCAAGUCCAGUAGAAGCACUUCCAUAAAGGCUCGCAUGGCUCCACUUAAGAGACUGCGAAUCCCAUCACCCAAACCGGUGGCCCGUCUGCGACUAACUCAUCCGCGACGACCUUCUAUUUGUGAUGCUCCCAGCCUCAAGGCUGAGUUCAUCCACAAGCGUCUUUCCUUCUUUGCCCCGGAGAAGCUCGGCGAGGGGGGCUGGGGCCAAGUCCAUCUGAUGCACGAGAGACAGAGCAAACGGCGCUUUGCAGUCAAGGAGGUAUUCAAGGUCUCCGGGGAGAAGGAGCAAGAAUACGCAGACCGAAUCUACGAUGAGUUUGACAUCGCCAGCCGGUUAAAUCAUCCCAACGUGAUCAGAACCUACCGGCUCCGUGCUCGUCGCUGUCGCUGGUGCAUCGUCAUGGAGUACUGUCCCAAUGGCGACGUAUGCGAUCGCCUCGCGGCGAACCAGCUCAAGUAUAACGAGGUGCUGUGUCUCUUCAAACAGCUCCUUUACGGCGUGGAGUACCUGCACAGUCAGGGCGUCGCUCACCGCGACAUCAAGGUUGACAAUCUGCUUCUCAACGAGGUCGGUCAUCUCAAAAUCGCCGACCUCGGCCUUGCGACGACAGGUGAGCCCUUUUACCUAUCUGACCCUCUAAGCAGAUGCUUUGGGGACUGUGGUACUCCGGUGAUGCAGCCUCCUGAGAUAUUGAAAGGCGAACCAGAAUACUACGACGGUCGCGCAUUUGACGUCUGGUCGUGCGCCAUGAGCUGUCUGUUCAUGCUUUACCCUCACCGCGCGGGCUCGAAAGUCGGCACGCCCAGCGACAAGCUCGAACAAGAGCAAGAGUGCUUGCGCAACUGGGCGCACCACCUGAAAUCAGAUUAUUGGUCUCUUCUUCCCGAGGCUCGAAAACUCGGGGGCUUCCUCUUCACCCUCCCCGACGCCCGCCUUCGACAGCUCCUGCUCAAAAUGCUGCACCCGCAGCCUACCAAGCGCCUCAGUGCAUCCCAAGCAUUGAACGACCCCUUCAUCCGCCAAAUCGAAUGCUGCUGCCCGGCGCCAAAUAGCAGAGAUCAGGAGCCUCCGGCUCGACAUUAUCACGGGCCACCUCGUUUCAUGCUUCCCGUGAGACUUUCGUUGAAUUGUUGCGGGAUCAAAGAUCCUCGGAAGGACUGA
This is a messenger RNA of Aspergillus melleus, 1179 nucleotides long. RefSeq names its product putative serine/threonine protein kinase. Gene Ontology annotation, molecular function: ATP binding; protein kinase activity. The record is from RefSeq and is a predicted model, not a curated record. The transcript is spliced from 2 exons. NCBI's taxonomy places the organism in Eukaryota, Fungi, Ascomycota, Eurotiomycetes, Eurotiales, Aspergillaceae. The coding region runs from base 1 to 1179 and encodes 392 amino acids. Gene Ontology annotation, biological process: protein phosphorylation.